This is a messenger RNA of Etheostoma cragini (Arkansas darter), 753 nucleotides long. Its product is annotated as methyltransferase-like 26 B. The transcript has 7 exons. Lineage: Eukaryota; Metazoa; Chordata; Actinopteri; Perciformes; Percidae. The record is from RefSeq and is a predicted model, not a curated record. Bases 127 to 744 code for a protein of 205 amino acids.
ACUGGGGAGGAGAACCGAGGGAAUCCUCUUAACUAGGUAAUCUCUGCACCCAUCUGCUGUUAUGGUCAUCCACCCCAUGCAGACUCCAGCAAUAUUAGUCUCGUAUAACCAGCACAAGUUAAGACCAUGCUGCUGUCUCCUCAGGCAGAGAGGAACUGGGAGGAUCUGUGUUUAGUGCUUGAAGAUGUGCUGGAAGACCAGUCCCACAGGCAGCUGUUUGCCUUAGAGGUGGGCUCUGGAACUGGGCAACAUGCCAUACGCUUUGCCCAAAAGAUGCCCUUUGUUACCUGGCAGCCAUCAGACAUCAAAGAAGAGUCUCGGGACAGUAUUAAGGCAUACAUUGCUGCAACCCAUGCAAAGAAUGUGCUGCAGCCAGUCCACCUGGACGCCGGCGAACCGUGGGAGAAAUGGGCCGGCCUUUCUAGCAGAUCCUGUGAUAUUAUUGUUGCCAUUAACUUACUACAAUACAGCUCCUUCAAAACCGCACAGGGUGUUUUCAAUGGAGCAGGUCAGAUCCUCAGGCAAAAUGGCCUUUUAAUAACAUAUGCGGCGUAUGCUGUUAAUGGCACUAUUACACCAAGUUGUAAUGAACAUCUGGAUGCAGAGCUUCAACAAAUGGAUCCAGAGUGGGGUCUUCCUGACAUCAAUGUGUUAAGACAGCUGGCCUAUGGGAACGAGAUGCGUAUGGAGAGGAUUAUUGAGAUGAAAGAAUACUACAAAUGCCUCAUCUUCAGAAAACUUUAAAGAUACAUA